AUAUCCUAAACGCGUAAAAUGAACGCAUGCGUCGGUUUUGCAUGCGUUUUAAAACGUGUUAGUGUUGGUGGCGCGCAGCAUUGGAAGCCACUCGAACAACAAAGAGGACGAAACGUCGACGAGGAGAGGUAGUGGAGAAGGUUUUUUGGAAUUGGUUGGUUGGAGGGGAAAAGGAGGAGAUACCGCGUCGCGGUACUGGAAUCAAGCAACCUUAGGUCAGUUUGUGGUGUUAACUAACAGUACUGAUCGAGCAACCGUGUGAGGGCACCGAGUUAAACCGUAACCAAAGAAACGCGAUACAUCUCUACUAUUACAACAACAUUUUUGUUUGGUUUUCUUCGUUUUUCACGUUACAAGUUUUUGCGGUGAUUGAACUUGAGUCGAAGAAAAGAAAUCGAGAAAAUUAAUGAUAAGAUAAAAAAGAAAACCGUGUCAACAACAGGAAAUCUCGCGUUGAUAUCGCGGUCUCAUUAAAAAAAAUUAAAACUAGAUGGACGAAGAUAUCGUUUGAUAAACGAGAUCCAAUUAAUCGAUAACGAUGACAUUUCCCAACUUUUAUUCGACGCGAAUUCAUCUUAAAACUCAGUUUAAAGCGCGUCAUUAAACGAAAAUUGUGAUAAAAACGUUUAAAGUGUUUUAAAUCGAACUGAAAAGGAAAAAAAUGUUUCGGUUUAGAUAAUUUUGUUGAAAUCUAGUCAAGGGAAUUACAAUUUUAAUUAAUAAUGAUGGGUUCUUUAACUCGGAGAAGAUCGCUUUUAAUAAAAGUGGUUGUUGUUGUAACAACAGCGUGGUUUACGAUUGCUUUUUUGCUGUACACGGAUAAUCAAGCGGAAAACACUCGAGUGGCUCUCCCGUUAGAAGAUAAUAACGAAAUGAACAAGAGGGAAGUGAAUGAUGUUGAUCAACAGGCUCCACUUGUUAGAGUUAAUCCUUUUCAAAAUGAGAAGAGUUCCAGCGAAGAUAGUGUAGGGAGGAAAGAAGAAAAUAACGAAGGAGGGGUGUUAUUACCACCGCAAAAUUUGCCGGGGGAAAACGGCGAACCGGUUACAAUUCCACCGAAUCUUCCACCUGAAGAAAAGAAAAAAUACGAUGAAGGUUGGACGAAUAACGCAUUUAAUCAAUACGUUAGCGAUAUGAUAAGUGUACAUAGAUCACUUCCGGAUCCGCGAGAUGAGUGGUGUAAAUCUCCUGAUCGAUAUUUAAAGAAUCUUCCGAAAACAUCGGUGAUUAUUUGUUUCCAUAAUGAGGCUUGGUCCGUUCUUCUCCGGACGGUUUAUUCGGUGUUGGAUCGCUCACCGUCCCAUUUAAUCAAAGAAGUUAUUUUGGUUGAUGAUUUCUCGGAUAUGCCCCAUUUAAAGGGGCAACUUGAGGAUUACUGGAAAUCGGAGCCGAAAGUGAAAAUUGUGCGGGGGAAGAAACGGGAGGGAUUAAUCCGAGCGAGACUUUUAGGCGCUAGACACGCCACGGCACCGGUUUUAACAUAUUUGGAUAGCCAUUGUGAGUGUACGACGGGGUGGUUGGAGCCCCUUUUGGACCGGAUAGCGCGGAAUUCGACUACAGUGGUUUGUCCCGUUAUUGAUGUGAUCGAUGAUACCACCCUUGAGUAUAAAUUUAAGGAGGGUUACGUAAAUGUUGGCGGUUUUGAUUGGAACUUGCAGUUUAAUUGGCACGCCGUUCCCCAAAAAGAAAAAGCGAGAAGGGUUCACGCUUCCGAACCAGUUCAUAGCCCUACGAUGGCUGGGGGUUUAUUUAGUAUCGAUAAGGAAUUUUUUGAACGGCUUGGUACUUACGAUAGUGGAUUUGACAUUUGGGGUGCUGAAAACUUGGAACUUUCGUUUAAAUCGUGGAUGUGCGGUGGUACUUUGGAGGUGGUGCCGUGUUCGCACGUCGGGCACAUUUUUAGGACUCGAUCUCCGUAUAAAUGGCGCUCGGGGGUGAAUGUGCUGCGUAGGAAUUCGGUGCGUUUGGCCGAAGUUUGGAUGGAUGAUUAUGCUAAGUAUUAUUAUCAACGGAUUGGGAAUGAAAAAGGCGAUUAUGGAGAUGUUGCGUCGAGGAAAAGUUUGCGCAAAAAAUUGGGGUGUAAAAGCUUCCAAUGGUAUUUAGAUAAUGUUUAUCCAGAAUUGUUUAUUCCCGGGGAAGCCGUUGCUUCUGGAGAGAUUCGUAACAACGGUUACGGUGGGAGAACUUGUUUGGAUGCGCCUUCGAGAAAAUCGGAUUUAUAUAAAGCAGUCGGUCUUUAUCCUUGUCAUAAACAAGGGGGGCACCAGUAUUGGAUGUUGAGUAAAUUCGGGGAAAUACGAAGAGACGAAGCUUGCUUGGACUACAGCGGGAAAGAUGUUAUUUUGUAUCCGUGCCACGGCUCCAAAGGAAAUCAAUAUUGGGAGUACGAUCCGGACACGAAAUUAUUAAAACACGGGAGCAGUGAUAAGUGCUUGGGAAUUAAUCAAGGCAAAGAUAAGCUGGUGAUGGAGCAUUGCGACGAGGAGUUAACCCACUUGCGUUGGACGUUGGAGAAUUACGACUCCUCGAAAUUGUGAUUAAACAAAAUGAAUAGACUGAAUUCGGAAUGAUCUCCGAGAAUGGAUUUAAAAUUUAGUGGCAUUCCAGUUAUUCGUUUCUUAUUAAUGAAAUAUGCUCAAUGUAAAAUGUAAACAUUCCCUUUUUUAUUUUUUUAAUUGUUGGUUUUUAUUUAUUUAAAAAAAUUAAACUAAACAUAUCUUUUUUAAAAUGUACAUAUCUAAAACAAAAAGAAAAAUAAUUUUAAAGUUACAUAAAUAAUAAUAAAUCUGUAUUAUUCGAUUUCGUCAAUUAAUAGUAUUUAAAAUAACAUAACUAAGUUGCCAUAAAUAGGCCAAAACGAGAAAAAAUCAAUUUCUUUUUCUAAGGAUGUAAGGAUUAAAAAGAACAGGUUUUAUUAAUUAAUUUAUUUAUUGUUCAAACCUGUUUUUUUGAUCUUAAUCCCUACACCCCCAAUAUCGAAAUGUGCCUUAUUUUUUUUCUUUGUAAAUAAAGUGUUAAUUAUAAUUAA
Molecule: messenger RNA, 3028 nt
Organism: Onthophagus taurus
Lineage: Eukaryota; Metazoa; Arthropoda; Insecta; Coleoptera; Scarabaeidae
Gene: Pgant9
Product: Polypeptide N-Acetylgalactosaminyltransferase 9
Biological process (GO): protein O-linked glycosylation
Cellular component (GO): Golgi apparatus
Molecular function (GO): polypeptide N-acetylgalactosaminyltransferase activity
Source: RefSeq, a predicted model, not a curated record